Messenger RNA from Laetiporus sulphureus 93-53, 1460 nucleotides. RefSeq lists its product as uncharacterized. The transcript is spliced from 10 exons. Lineage: Eukaryota; Fungi; Basidiomycota; Agaricomycetes; Polyporales; Laetiporaceae. The coding region runs from base 364 to 1356 and encodes 330 amino acids. The record is from RefSeq and is a predicted model, not a curated record.
UGCAAAUUUUCCCAUUCUCUAUCCAAUUAUUUUCCUCUAUUCAGGAGCGACUCGGAGUUCCGACCCUGAAUGUUACAUGACAACCUGACACUGGACAUAUUUUCACUAUGAGUCAUAUUGGCGUCUCUUCAUAUUCAUCUGAUGCCUGGUUGAGAGAGCAAGAUCCAUCACAUGUUGUGAUGCUCUUUCUGUGUGGCGUCUCGAUGCGAUCUGCUUCACAUUAUUCCUUCCGUAUGCUCUUUCAGUCGGCACUGCCAGUCCGACCUAGCUACCGGAUCUUUGGGGAACUUGCACGUUGUUAGCUUGCACGCUGUACGGCUUCACUGACACCUGCGUCAGUUGCCCAGCUGACAUCCUAGGGCCAUGGGUUCUGUGAACAUUCCUUCUGCGGAACUUGCAACUACCUGUAUAGAAACAUUUCUAUAUGGCGUAUUCUUCGUCUUGUCUAUUAUAUCCUUGCUUCUAUUGUGGCAACGCCAGCAAAUGUAUGGGAAGCGAAAUUCUAUGUCACGGAUAUCCCAUGCAACUAUUAUGGUCUUCGUCGUCUUAGUUUUCAUCGCUAACACCUUGCAUUGGAUUGUGGAAGUCGUACGCGUCUUUGAGGCUUUCAUCUACUUUUCCAACGGUCCGUUGGAAUACUAUGGAGAUCUUUCACGUCCGACGGAGAUCGUGCAAAGUGCUGCCACGAUUGUGGUGAUUGUUUUGACCGAUGCAAUGUUUCUUUAUCGUCUUUGGAUCGUAUGGGCAUACAAUAUUCGAGUGGUGAUUUUUCCAAUAUGCACUUGGCUGGGCUUAUUUGUGGCUGGGAUCGGCACAAUCUAUCAGCUUACGCAAAUGUCAUUCGGAGAGAGUAUCUGGGCCGGUACUCUGGGUGAUUGGUUAACGACCAACGUCGCGACAUCGCUUUGUACGAAUGUAUAUUGUACCGUUAUGAUUGCCUGGCGUAUUUGGAGCAUGAGCUCAUCCCUACGACCUAGCAUAGGUGCACGAACAAUGUCCGUGCUGGCAACUAUCAUUGAGAGUGCCGCUCUGUACUCGAUAUGGAGCCUCUUCUUCCUAAUCACGUUUGAGGCGAAGACCGACCUCCAGGUCCUCAGCAACGAGACGCUUCCAUUCAUAGCUGGGAUAUCCUUCACACUCAUUAACGUCAGAGUCGGACUGGGUUGGUCGCAAAGCGCCCAAUCAUCCACCUCUAUCAGCAGUGUCCGCUUCGGACAGAGGAUGAAUCAUAACAAUCAGCAGAGUUACGUGAUGCGACCAGUGGCGAUCAACAUCAAUCAGGCCGUGGAACAGGAACCCACUGGGGAGAGGUAUGUUGCAGAUACAUUCACCGAGAUGAGCAAGUCCUGCGUGUAGAAUAGGGAUUCAGAGUCAGGGAUACACUACUCACCACUUGCGGAUCACAUGUAUAUAUGUAUGAAUGUCUCAGAACGGAACUAUAUCGACUGGAUAAUCAUGGU